GCGCAUAAAAUAUCAUGUAAUAUUGAAUUUUCAGAUAUGAAUUUUAUAUUAAUAUUUGGAAAUAUCUUUUAUCUAUAUAAAACAAAAAUAUCUUUUACCUAUAAAGUAGAGAUUUGGAGUUCUGUUAAAGUUCUUUAUAUGAUAAAAUAUAAAAAAAAAUUUCUAAUAAGUCAUUUUUAAUAUUUUAUCAAUUAGCAUUUUGCACACAUCUAACAUAAAUACGAACGAAUAUAUUUUUGUAAUUUGAACGUAAUAUGCUGGAAUUUAUUUGAAUGUAUUAAAUUUUUAUUAAUGAAAUAUUUAAAAAUUUGCAAAUAAUUUGAAUUUUAAUUCGAAUAAUAUUUUUGUUUAUUGAAUGUUUUCUUCUGAAAUGAAGAAAAUUACAUUAAAUUAAUGUAAUGAUUUUAUUAUUUCUUUUUUUCGUUUAUUAUUAUAUUUAUUUCGUUAAAUAUUUUUUUCUAAGAUGAAAAAAAUUGCAUUAAAUUAAUGUAAUUGUUUUCUAUAUUGUUAAUAUUAUUAAUAUUCAUUUAUUAUAAUUUUUUAAUCGUAUAUAUCACAGCGCAAUAAUCAUCAAUGCAGCUUCCUGUUAAUAAAUGUACAUAAAUAAAUAAGAAAUUGUCAUAAAAAAAUAAUUUACUUCUUUCUAGAUGUGAUAUGUGAAAAUUUCAAAUAUAUAUACAUAUAUGUACAUAUAUAAUAUUAUAUUUGCGCCCUCUUUUAAAUUUUAAACUGAAAUUUAUUAACUGAACAUAAACGCCCUCUCUAAAACUUUACAAUUCUGUUAAAACUUAUCCAAACUAUAAUUGAACAUGUGUGAAUUUACCGGAUACUGUCUAUAAUAUGAUACUAAGAGGUCAUGCCGACAGUUGUAUUUUAUAUUACAUUAUUUCUGUAAUUAAAGAAUAUCGAAUACAAAUCAGUGAAAGAAAAAAUUGAAGAAAAUGUCAUUUUAUUUACGUUCUAUUCCAAAUAAAUUUACAUCUUUUGUUAAUAUUCGAAGACAAAUAACUGAUAUUAACUAUCGGCCACCAAAAAAUGUUAAAUCUUUGUUUUUAGAAGAGUUUUUAGAUGCACAAACAAACUCAAUAACAAAUUUCAAAGAAAAGCCUUUGAAUUCAAUGGCUUAUUUGUCAAGGCAAAAUGUAUUAUUUUCUUCCUUUAAUAACAUUAAAAGUUCUAAAACAUUAAAUAAGAAACAUAACUGGACUAAACAACAAAUGAUCAAAUUAUAUUACCAGAAACAAAAUAAUAUUCAAAUACAAAAUGUAACCAAUUCAUAUUUAACAUAUACAUCAGUAUUAAAAACAGAUACACAAUGGGAAAUCUCACCUGAACAUUUAAAAAAUAAAUAUAAUGUACCAUUUAAAGAAAUGGUACCAGCUAAAAGAAUAUUUAAUAAUGAUGUUUUAUUCAAAUCUGAAAAGGAUAAGAUUUUUUAUGCAGAAAUUUCUCCCAAUGUAAAAAAUGUAAAUGAAAUGCAAACUUCUGAGGACCGUAAAUCAUUUGAAACACAAUUACAAUCUGUAUUUGAUGUUCUUCGUAAUGAUUUACCAUUAUUGUUUGUUCAAUCAAUGAAUUAUUCAAUAUACACAAAAGAUUUAAUAUUUAUUAAUAAUAUUAAAGGAACAACAACUAUAGGUAUUGAACAAUAUCUUAAGCAAAUAGCAUUAUUAAGAUUAGUAGGUCAUUUAAAGUUUGCUUAUGUUAAGUUAAAAAUUUUAAAAAUGACUAUGCACCCAGAAGAUAAUAGUAUUAAAGUUCGUUGGCGUAUAGUAGGUGCCUCUGGUACACGUGUAUUCCUUACAUUUUGGAAAAUUAAAAUAUUUAAUGCAAGAGAACAGGUAGAAAAUAAAUCAGCGUGGUACGAUGGUUUUUCUACAUUUUAUCUUAAUAAUGAUGGUAAAAUAUUUAAACAUGUUGUUGAUAAAACAAUGCCUGAUCAAAAUAUAGAAGAAAAAAUUAAAAUACCUGUUGAAGCAAAAUUGGCAUUAUUUAUUGCUUUAUUAGAUUCAAAUUUUGUUCGGUUUUGGUUAAAACAAUAUCCUGAAUUUCUUCAAAUAAAGUAGAAAUUUAUUAAAAUUUUUUAAAUUAUUGCACUGUGUAAAAAAAAAAAUAAAUAAAUAUUGAAACUA
This is a messenger RNA of Apis cerana (Asiatic honeybee), 2132 nucleotides long. RefSeq lists its product as uncharacterized. The record is from RefSeq and is a predicted model, not a curated record. Lineage: Eukaryota; Metazoa; Arthropoda; Insecta; Hymenoptera; Apidae.